Messenger RNA from Neurospora tetrasperma FGSC 2508, 2306 nucleotides. RefSeq names its product glycerol-3-phosphate dehydrogenase. Gene Ontology annotation, molecular function: protein homodimerization activity; NAD binding; glycerol-3-phosphate dehydrogenase [NAD(P)+] activity. Gene Ontology annotation, cellular component: cytosol; nucleus; glycerol-3-phosphate dehydrogenase (FAD) complex. The coding region runs from base 368 to 1567 and encodes 399 amino acids. Gene Ontology annotation, biological process: carbohydrate metabolic process; glycerol-3-phosphate catabolic process. The record is from RefSeq and is a predicted model, not a curated record. The transcript has a single exon. Lineage: Eukaryota; Fungi; Ascomycota; Sordariomycetes; Sordariales; Sordariaceae.
UUCCCGUCUCGCACAACCCCUUCUCCAUCAGGCUCGUUACAGAAGCCGAAUCUUGAGCUCAGACGCCGCCUCCGUCUUCCAUUGUCUUGUACAGGGUCAAGGCCCAAAACUACCUCUAUCGUUCUCGUCCCCGCCAACCCACCCAGCGCUCCGCCGUCGGUUUUACGUCCUGUCUUCGGCCGCUAUUUCAAAGCCAACUUGUCCUUUUCACCGACAACUUCCCCAAAGCCCCCAAACCGCAACCCGUGCCGACGUUCUUGAGCCAGCUCCGUCCCUCUUGUCCACCCGCAGUAGCAGAGCCUCCUUUGCUCCUCCUCCGAACAAUACACGACACUUCCCUGUCCGCAGAUACUCUCAAGUCACCAAAAUGACUGUCAACAACUUCACCAAGAAACACAAAGUUACCGUCAUCGGCUCCGGUAACUGGGGCACCACAGUGGCCAAGCUCGUUGCCGAGAACUGCGCAGAGCACCCCGAUACGUUCGAGAAGGAUGUUCAGAUGUGGGUUUACGAGGAGAACGUCACUCUCCCCAAGGACUCCAAGCACUUUGAUGCCUCGAUCGGCGAGCAACCGCAGAAGCUCACCCACAUCCUCAACACAUAUCAUGAGAACGUCAAAUACCUCCCCGGCAUCCCGUUGCCCCACAACCUUGUCGCCAACCCUUCGCUGGUAGACGCCGUCAAGGACUCGAGCAUCCUUAUCUUCAACCUUCCCCAUGAGUUCAUUGGCAACAUCUGCAGACAGAUCAAGGACCACAUUGCGCCCUAUGCUCGCGGCAUCAGCUGCAUCAAGGGUGUCUCUGUCACCGACGACAAGAUCGAGCUUAUUUGCAACUACGUUAGCGACGCUCUCAACAUCUACUGUGGUGCCCUCAGCGGUGCCAACAUUGCCAGCGAGAUUGCCAACGAGCAGUGGUGCGAGACCACUAUUGCCUACAACACCCCCUUGGUUGACAGGCGCGACGAGAACGGCAAGCCGGUCGUCACCGGCGAGUCCAAUGACCACACCAAGCAGCUCACGCCGUUGCCGCUCGACUACCCUCCUCUGGAUCACAAUGAGUGGUCGCUGCUCUUCAGCCGCCCCUACUUCACUGUCUCCAUGGUGUCAGACAUUGUCGGUGUCUCGCUGGCUGGUGCGCUCAAGAACAUUGUCGCCAUUGCUUGCGGCUAUGUCGAGGGACACGGCUGGAACAUGACUGCUAAGACCGCCGUCAUGCGCCGCGGCAUGCAGGAGAUUAUUCGUUUCGCUAACGAGUUCUUCCCCGGCCAGAUUGAGCCCAGGACCUUCUGGGAGGAAAGUGCCGGCUGGGGUGACAUGAUCGUGAGCUGCACUUCCGCCCGCAACUGGAGGUGCUCCAAGUUGGCCGUGGAGCGCAACCUGCCCAUUGAGGAGGUUGAGAAGACGGAGCUUAACGGACAGAAGCUGCAGGGUAUCUCCACUACCCGCGAGGUCAGCAGCUUCCUCCGUGCUAAGGGCGCCGAGGAGCGUUACCCCGUCUUCAUGGCUGUUGAACGCAUCAUCGACCAGGAGAUCAAGGUGGAGGAGAUUCCCAAGCUUUUCAAGUAAAAGAGACAUGGGGAAAAAAAUGCAAAUAUCGGUUCGGGUUGCGAUCAUGGGGCGUUUUACGGCGGUUUAGGUACUUUGGGGUUUUUAAAGUGCAUCGAGCCUGUUGUCAGGGGAGUUCCAUUGUUCCAGGUGUGGGGAACGGCAUUUGAGUUCAUCGUGUAUACGGGGUCAGUUUUAUGCGUACCAUAGCGUGCCGGAUACCAUUGAGGAACACAAAAUCAUUCACACAUAUAAGGAGGGGGUGCUUCCUCGCGGGAUGGUGCAGCCUAAUUCGGUAUGUGUACGGUGUCUUUAGCUUAGGGCGUAAUGGAACCUUUUUCCUGUAUUACAUACCAUGUCGAUAUAGUAUCCAGGUAAACUGUGCAGAGUGCAACGGCCCUUAAAUAAGCCUAUAACGCCAUGCAAUCAAACCAGGACCUUCUCCCGGAUCUCUCAUUCAGAAUCCUCCACAAGAUUAUCCAACAAACACCUCUUCUCCUCAUCAUCAACUACCAUCUCACUUCUUCGUCUACUCAACCAAGACCCCGAUCUCUUUCUGCCAUUCACCCACCCCUUUUUCUCCUCUCCACCCUUACCAUCAUCACUAUCAUCCCCAUCACCCUCAUGAACCGUCCUCUCCCCCUCUCCAAAAACCGGCUUGAAUACAAAAUCAUAGCUCCCCCAAACGAGAUGCAUCAUCACGCUCAUCAUCCCCGCAACCCAUCCCGGAACCUUGCCCUUAUCGUCAGCAACCCAUUUC